Molecule: messenger RNA, 864 nt
Organism: Hyphopichia burtonii NRRL Y-1933
Lineage: Eukaryota; Fungi; Ascomycota; Pichiomycetes; Serinales; Debaryomycetaceae
Exons: 1
Coding region: 1-864 (287 amino acids)
Source: RefSeq, a predicted model, not a curated record
AUGAAUGGAUUACGUAUUAGUAAACGGAGCUACUCGCAACUCGUUGAGAGAUGUCCAGCACCGGGGUACGAUACGGGCUGCACUUUCUGCGAGAUUCCUAAAUUCCCCAGUGAUAAACCGAUUGACUAUGCCAAAAAUCUCAACGGGACUAAAGUAUUGCCAUGGAAGCACGCUUUAAUAUUCUCGCAUGGAUUUGAAGACUUCAAUAAGAUGCCAUCUAAGAUUGAGCUAGUACCCGGGUCAUUAAGUGGAGAAAUUAACUUGUUGAAAAAAAAAUUAGUCUCAGCGUAUCAUCCAAUCAUGGUAUCGAAUGCCCAGAGUAAAUAUAGCGAGAUUAGUGAUCUUCAACCAAAUGAACAAUUAGUUUAUUUAUAUCCCGAUAAUAAGAAAAUACGGUUUGGCCUUAAAGAUACUAAAGAGUUCAUUAAGAAAUAUUUGAGGCCUUCGCAGGAAGAAAUGUCCCAUCAAGAACCAGUAUAUAAUCCAUUUGCCCAACCGGAACCCCAACUCGAUUUGGAAGAACAGCAACCCGCCAAUUUCAGUGAAAUAGAUAUCGAUAAAGAUCUCAUUUUAAUAUGCGGGCAUCUGGCCAGAGACGUGAGAUGUGGACUCAUGGCUCCGUUGUUAAUAGAGGAAUUUGAAAAAGUCUUAGAUAAAGAGGAAUUAACCUCAAAAAUCGACAUUGGACUAGUAAGCCAUAUUGGUGGACACGCUUAUGCAGGCAAUGUAAUCUAUUUCCCAAAGGAUAAAUCACGAAAAGCUAUUUGGUAUGGUCGGGUAUUCCCCCAACUGGUUCAAGGAAUAGUGAAGGAAACCAUUAUCAAUGGUAAUAUCAUUAAGGAAUUAUACCGAGGAGACUUAUAA